Molecule: messenger RNA, 756 nt
Organism: Exophiala oligosperma
Lineage: Eukaryota; Fungi; Ascomycota; Eurotiomycetes; Chaetothyriales; Herpotrichiellaceae
Exons: 1
Coding region: 1-756 (251 amino acids)
Source: RefSeq, a predicted model, not a curated record
AUGUCGGUACAACCUUCUGUUACAAGUCAAUCAGAGAGCCAUCCAGGCGACGAAAUGCCCGUGCCGCCUCCAUAUGAGCAGGAAAAUCAAGUGCCACCCUUGGCUGGAAUCGAGGAGCAAUGUUGCAACUUUGGCCUUAACUGCGAAUCGUACUUCAUGUCAACUCAAGUCCUGAUGGACGUCAAGUUAUUCUUCGGCACACAAAACUCUCAAAACCAGGUCAGUUGGACUCAAUACGGCACAGGCUUCCGGAUCUCGGUCGCGAAUGAAAUGUACACUAAGCACGCAUUCAUGAGCCAGUUGAUUGGCUGUAUGAAGUCGAGGUAUUCGGCGCACUCGGAGAUGGAAAAGUUCUCGAACCUCACAUUUGAAUUGUCAGCACGUGAAUCCGACAUCGACAACGAGACCAUUUUCGAUGUCACCUGGUUUGGAGAAACCCACCCGGAGUGUGUCUUAAGACACUACGGCUUUCAAGCAAAUAAUCCUACAAGUGAUGGGCAGUGGGAUGGCGAACUUGGUCCGCACGUCUGGCAAAUUGCGGUAUUUGCUCAUGAGAGUUCGGAAUCCUCACCAUGGGGCUUAAAGAGUCAUCUGCAACCUGGGAAAGCUUUACAGUCGUUUACACUAAAGAGGUCCUCCAAACGCCGAAACGAUAGAUUGGCUCAAAGACUAUAUCGCAUCCUACGAGCAAAUACUAGAAUGUUCAAGGGUAAGUUAAGGCAUCCCAGAGGUUUCAGAAAUCUAUCACGAAGCUAG